AUGAGUGGUGAAAAAAAGUAUGGUUUACAAUUACCAAAACCAAAAAAAAAUGUUUUUCAAGAUGAUGACGAAGAAGAAUUUAAAGAAGAUGAUGAUAAUAAUAAUAAAGAUGGAUAUAUUGAUUAUAUAAAACAAAAACAACAACAACAACAAAAAUUAAAUACAAAAGUUGAGAGACAACAUAACGAAGCAAUAUUAGAAGAUCCAACAGCAUUUGAAUAUGAUUCAGUAUUUGAUUCAAUUAAAAAAGAAAAAGAUAAAAAAUUACAAAUUAAACAACAACAACAAUUAAAUAAUAGAGAAUCUAAAUAUAUAUCAUCGUUAAUGGAACAAUCAAAUUUAAAAAAAAAACAAUUUGAAAAAGUUAAAGAGAAUCAAAUUUUAAAAGAAAGAGAAUUAGAAGGUGAUAAAUUUAAAGAUAAAGAAAUUUACAUAACUCAAGCCUAUAAAAAGAAAUUAGAAAAUGAUAGAUUAGAAAAAGAAAAACAAGAAAAAGAAGAAAUUAAUGAACAAACAAAGAAAAAAGAUUUUUUUUCAUUUCACAGAAAUUUAUAUUUUUCAAUUCAUGAAAAUGGAACUUAA
Molecule: messenger RNA, 582 nt
Organism: Dictyostelium discoideum AX4
Lineage: Eukaryota; Evosea; Eumycetozoa; Dictyosteliales; Dictyosteliaceae
Exons: 1
Coding region: 1-582 (193 amino acids)
Biological process (GO): regulation of alternative mRNA splicing, via spliceosome
Source: RefSeq, a predicted model, not a curated record